AUGACUAUGACUCCUUUCCCAGACAACUUGGACCUGAAUCGCCAGGGCGAGGCGAUUCCCGGUACCGAGUCCGCUGAUGCGAGCGCCUUCUACAAGAACUCCAUUUGGGGUCCCAAGGAGUUGCGCGUCGCCCCCGAUGGAACCACUCAGCCUGGUAGUCUUUACCAGAUUUUCGAACAGUCCGUUGCUCGUCAUCCGAACCAGGCUAUGUUCCGUAGCCGUAUCCUCAACCCCGCCACCAAACCCGGAGAGGCUCCGUCGUACAGCACCAAGACGCAAGACACUACCUACGGUCAGGUGCAGCAGCGCCGUAACGCCGUUGGUUCUGCUCUCUUGAACCUGGAGCGUCUCGGUCGCCUACGUGACCCCAAUGUCCCGGCGGACCUUCCCUCGCCGCCCGAGAUCAAGCAGGACGGUAUCCCGUCGUACGGCGACCGUCUCAACGCCGGAGCCCGUCGCGGUUGGGCCGUUGGCAUCUGGAGUGGCAACCGCGAGGAGUGGCAGAUCGUCGACCUCGCAUGCCAAGCUUACGGCCUUGUUAGUGUGAGCUUGUAUGAGACUCUUGGUCCGGACACUGCCGAGUACAUCACCAACCACUGCCCCCUUCCUCUCAUUUUCUCCUCUUCCAACCACCUGGCGGACCUUCUCCGCAUCGCUCCUCGGUGCCCCUCGCUCCGUGUCAUCGUCACCAUGGACACUCUGGCGCCGGCUGAACGCGAUGUUCUCACGCAGUGGGCUGGUUCGCUUGGCAUCCUCCUUCUCGACCAGGUCGAGAUGGAGCAGUGGGGUGUGCAACCCGGGAACUUCAUCACUCCUGGUCCUCCCAAGGGUGAGGAGCAGCUUGAUAUUGACCGUAUUGUCACGAUUAGCUACACCAGCGGAACCACUGGCAACCCCAAGGGCGUGAUCCUUACCAACUGGAACAUGACCUCGGCCACCGUUUCCAACUCGCUCGGUGUCUCGCCCUUCUUCGAGAAGGAGGGCUGGAAGUUCUUCUCCUACCUUCCCCUUAGCCACGUCUAUGAGCGUUUCCUGCAAGUUCUCGUCAUCUACGGCAACGGCAUCAUUUGUCUCACCACUGGCAACACCCUGCAGCUUCUCGAGGACGCCCAGAUCUUCAAGCCCAACUUCUUCCCCGGCGUUCCUCGCGUUUGGAACCGCAUCAACGCUGCAGUCAUGAUCCAAAUGAAGGAGCCUGGUCUCAAGGGAGCUCUCCUGCGUAAGGCUGUCCAGACCAAGCUCGCCAACUUCCGCGCCACGGGAGCGAUCACUCACCGCCUGUACGACACUCUCGUCUUCCGCAAGCUGCGCGCUCUCACUGGUGGCGAGGUCGUUUACAUGUCUUCUGGUGCCGCUCCUCUGUCCGCUUCCGUGCACGAGAUGCUCAAGAUUUGCUUCAGCUGUGACGUUAUCCAGGGCUACGGCUUGACUGAGACUGUCGGUACGGCCACCAAGGGUAUCCCUGAGGACCCCAAUGCAAUCGGCACCACCGGGCAGAUCCAGCCCUGCAAUGAGAUCAAGCUCGUCGACGUUGCUGAGAUGGGCUACACCCACAAGGACUCGCCCAACCCUCGCGGUGAGGUCUGCAUCCGCGGCACCAACAUUUUCAAGGGCUACCUCCACGACCCCGAGAAUACCGCCAAGACCAUCGACCCUGAUGGAUGGAUGCACACUGGCGACAUCGGAGAGAUCGACGCCGCUGGCCGUUUGAAGAUCGUUGACCGCGUGAAGAACGUCGUCAAGCUCAGCCAGGGCGAGUACGUUGCGCUGGAGAAGGUUGAGGGUGUUUACGCCCUCAACCCCAUCUACGCUACCCUUGUCGUUCACGGUGACUCGCUCCGCUCCUCCCUUGUUGCUAUUGCCGUUCUUGAACCGGCUCUUGCUUCCAAGCUGGUCUCGGACGUCCUUGGCGAGAAGAUUGACCCUACCGACGUCGAUGCUCUGGACCGUGCCGUUAAGGACAAGAAGGUCCGUGCUAAGCUUGUCGAGGGCUUUGCCCGCGUAGCCAAGCAGAACAAACUGAACGGCUUCGAGUUCAUCAAGGGCGUCUUCCCCACUGUUCAGCCCUUCCCCGAGCACCUUCUCACUCCGACGCAAAAGGUGAAGCGUAACGUUGCCGCAAAGCACUUUGGCGCUGAGAUCGACGCUCUUUAUGACGAGAUUGAGGGCUCUGGACACGCCAAGCUCUGA
Trichosporon asahii var. asahii CBS 2479 is the source of this 2190-nucleotide messenger RNA. Its product is annotated as long-chain-fatty-acid-CoA ligase. The coding region runs from base 1 to 2190 and encodes 729 amino acids. Gene Ontology annotation, biological process: long-chain fatty acid metabolic process. Gene Ontology annotation, molecular function: long-chain fatty acid-CoA ligase activity. Lineage: Eukaryota; Fungi; Basidiomycota; Tremellomycetes; Trichosporonales; Trichosporonaceae. Gene Ontology annotation, cellular component: endoplasmic reticulum; membrane. The record is from RefSeq and is a predicted model, not a curated record. The transcript is spliced from 6 exons.